This is a messenger RNA of Aspergillus ochraceoroseus IBT 24754, 2130 nucleotides long. Its product is annotated as phosphate-sensing transcription factor PHO4. NCBI's taxonomy places the organism in Eukaryota, Fungi, Ascomycota, Eurotiomycetes, Eurotiales, Aspergillaceae. The record is from RefSeq and is a predicted model, not a curated record. Gene Ontology annotation, molecular function: protein dimerization activity. The transcript has 3 exons. Bases 1 to 2130 code for a protein of 709 amino acids.
AUGGAGCAAGAUCCUUCGCUAUCUUGGUCGAGUAUACCUCCUCCCGCUGAAGAUGAAUUUACCAACUUCCUCGAGUUUGGCAUGCCAUUUCCCGAUCUAGAUGGGCACGGACCGACCGAUCAUCUCCCUGCUCGCUCCGUCGCUCACCAAGUUGCCAUGGUCACUGCUACCACCACCGCGACCAGCACUCCUCCCCAAGAACAACAAAUGGCGUGCAUGGAUACAGACAGUGUCGCUGCCCAGUCGCAGUCGUACUCCCGCAUUAUGGGUGAUUUCUCCGUCAAUCUCUCAAAUCAUGGCCCACAAGGCAUCCCACAUGGCUCGUCCUACUCGAGUGGUCCAAUGACUCCAGCAUAUUACGCACAGAAGCCUCAAAUGUUUCACCCCUCGCAACAGCAAGCGCAGCAUCAGCAGCAUCAGCAGCAGCAACCUCAGCCUACCUCGCAAUCGUACGUCCCCCAGGGCCAGAUGAUGAUCCCCCCGACUCCCAACAGCAUCGAACUCCAGGGCAGCGCAGCCACGUACCCCCAGAGAGUAGAGGAGAACCAUGAAUUAUACGACCGAUAUUCCCGCAUAAAUGAUGAGCAGGCUCUCUACACCCCCCUUGUUUCCCCCGCGAUGACCCCAUUAGAAUCCCAAUUUCGACUACCGGAAUACACGAUUCCCGGAGAGUAUUUUACUCCUCUUACCUCGCCCGCUAUUGAGGCCCAGAAUGCGACCUCCAAUGGUUACCCACUCCAUUCCGGCCAAAUUACCGAAAUGAGCUUCGUUCCUUCCCCCAUUGAAAAUGGUAUCCCUGUGUCAUCCGCUCCAUCUUCUCCCGGAUUGAUGCGAAAGCAUCGACGACGCCCAUCGGCGACGAACAAGACCUUUUCGGCCCGGGCCAAGAAACAACAGUCACCUUCAGUCCGUCCGCAAACUCGGACCAGGUCUCGUCUCAAUCUGAACUCGGAUGAGGUUCUGAAUGGCCUGCAGGAUCAGGGCAGUGCUCCUUCACGCCCCCUGAAUAGCAGUGGAUUGCGAUAUGGAAGCCACGAAAGCUCCGGCCAGGAUUCCGUGUCGCCCGAACCACUUUCCGAACCGUUGAUGCCCCCGCCAGCGCUCCCAUCUUCCCGAAAGUCGCCUGCAAUUAUACCUCAGAUGAAUCAGCAGUCGCUUACCAGUGAACCUGCGACGCCUGCUAUGUUGAUGCGCAUCCAGCGUUCGCCGCAUACCCGUGUCCCCACUGACCCAUCUAUGACUCCCAGUCAACCUGCCAUGCAUGAACCCCACGACGAUAUUAUGGAGGAUGUGGUCCUUCCUGAGGCUGCCACGCCCUCAACGCAACUCUUCCGCCCUCAGAUAAAUCGCAUCGAUACGUCCAUGGCAAGCAUCUCCUCUCCAAGCAUAGUCCCCCAUGCCGACCCGAAAUCCGCCCCUCUCCCUGGUUCUUUUGCCCCCAGCCCGCGCGCGGUUCCUAUGCUAUCGCCCAGCGGGGCCGUGCCAUCACGGAAGUCUGAUACCCCGAAGCUGGGUCCUAUGGGCAGGAAACGACAGAGCCUAAGCUCCUCGCAUCCUAGCCCGAGCUUACGCCCCAAGAUCAGUCCCAAUAUACAGCCCUUGGUGCGCGGCGAUGGACUGUCAGGAGAAACAUCUGCUCUAUAUCUAGCCUCGAAAUCUAACUACCAACACAUCUUGGAUGGCACGCUUCUUCCGGGUGUUUCCUACCCCGAGACCCUGGCCGAAAAUCUAAGUUCGAAGAGAACAAAUCACAAGCUUGCAGAGCAGGGCCGACGAAACCGUAUCAAUAACGCUCUGAAAGAAAUCGAGGCCCUGAUUCCGCCAGCCUUUGUACAGAUGAAAAACAAUAAAGACUCUUCUUCGCCCUGCAACGGAAAACCCGGUGAUAAGGAAAAGGAGAAGUCGGGAAAUCAACCGAUCAGCAAAGCGAGCACCGUGGAGAUGGCCAUUGAUUAUAUCAAAUCCCUCAAAUGGGAACUGGAAGAAACCAAGACGAAGCUUGCAGCUGCCGAAGCUAGAUUACCUAAUGACGACGACAAACCCGCGGUAAUAAAAGAGCAAACAAAUUCUGUUGAACCCGAGAUAGUUAACAAUAUCUCUGCGAAACCCGAGUCAGUCUCUGCCACUUAA